GUUUUAGCUGUGCUAUGAGGAGGAUGGCAGGAGGAGCUCUCUGAACACAGUAAAUGGUGCAGCGGUGCAGGAUCUAGUAUGGUAACUGGAAGAGAAAUGAACGGAUCUGGGAAUUUAAUGGACUUUCUAGAAGAAUCGGUUCCUGAAGUUGGGACAUAUGAAGACUUUCACACUAUCGACUGGUUGAGAGAAAAGUCCCGUGAUACUGACAGGCACAGGAAGAUAACAAGCAGGAGUAAAGAAUCUGCCUGGGAAUGUAUCAAAGGUUUGCUGGACGCAUGGUCAGGAUGGGUGGUGAUGCUGUUCAUUGGAUUACUGGCAGGCACAUUAGCUGGUGUGAUUGAUCUAGCAGUCGACUGGAUGACUGAUCUGAAGGAGGGGGUCUGUCUGGCUGGAUUCUGGUUCAGUCAUGAACAAUGCUGCUGGACAUCAAAUGAAACGACCUUUGAGGACAGGGACAAAUGCCCUCAGUGGAAGAAAUGGUCAGAGCUUUUAACCAGUCAAUCAGAAGGUGCAAGUGCGUACAUUCUGAACUAUUUGAUAUAUGUCCUAUGGGCCUUGACCUUUGCUUUCCUGGCCGUCUCACUGGUCAGAGUCUUUGCUCCUUAUGCUUGCGGGUCUGGAAUUCCUGAGAUUAAGACAAUCCUUAGUGGCUUCAUUAUUAGGGGCUACCUGGGCAAAUGGACAUUAUUGGUUAAGACGGUGACUCUGGUGUUAGCUGUGUCCUCUGGCCUAAGCCUCGGGAAGGAAGGACCCCUGGUUCAUGUGGCAUGUUGCUGCGGCAAUUUAUUCUGCUGCCUGUUUUCAAAAUACAGCAAAAAUGAAGGGAAGAGAAGAGAGGUGCUGUCAGCAGCUGCUGCUGCAGGAGUCUCCGUUGCUUUUGGAGCUCCAAUCGGUGGAGUGCUGUUCAGCUUGGAAGAGGUCAGUUACUAUUUCCCCUUAAAGACACUCUGGAGAUCUUUUUUCGCUGCCUUGGUGGCUGCUUUUACUCUUCGCUCGAUCAAUCCAUUUGGUAACAGUCGGCUGGUGCUGUUCUAUGUUGAGUAUCACACACCUUGGUACAUGGCUGAGCUGUUCCCAUUCAUCCUGCUUGGAGUUUUUGGAGGCCUAUGGGGGACUCUUUUUAUCCGAGGGAAUAUCGGCUGGUGCAGGAAACGCAAGAACACAAAGCUGGGCAAGUACCCGAUCCUGGAAGUUAUAUGUGUUACAGCGAUCACAGCCAUCAUCGCCUUUCCUAACCAAUACACAAGACGGAGCACGAGUGAAUUAAUCUCUGAGCUUUUCAAUGACUGUGGAGCACUGGAAUCAUCCCAGCUUUGUGAUUACAUCAAUGAUCCCAACAUGACGAGAGCAGUCGAUGAUAUACCUGACAGACCAGCAGGUCCUGGAGUCUACGCAGCAAUAUGGCAGCUCGCUCUAGCUCUUGUUUUCAAAAUCUUUAUCACUAUUUUUACUUUUGGCAUGAAGAUCCCAUCAGGAUUAUUCAUUCCAAGUAUGGCUGUUGGGGCUAUAGCUGGGAGAAUGGUUGGGAUAGGUGUGGAACAAAUGGCCUAUCACCACCACGAUUGGUUCAUCUUCAGGAGCUGGUGUAGGCCAGGAGCUGACUGUGUGACACCAGGGCUGUACGCAAUGGUUGGUGCUGCUGCAUGCCUGGGCGGGGUUACUCGAAUGACUGUCUCUCUGGUUGUCAUCAUGUUCGAGCUGACUGGUGGUUUGGAAUACAUCGUACCUUUAAUGGCUGCAGCAGUCACUAGCAAAUGGGUAGCAGAUGCCUUUGGGAAAGUGGGUAUUUACGAGGCACACAUACACCUGAAUGGCUAUCCCUUCCUGGAUGCAAAGGACGAGUUCACACACAGGACGCUGGCAACAGACGUCAUGAGGCCUAGACGCACUGAGCCUCCUCUGUCAGUUUUAACCCAAGGCAGUAUGACUGUGGAGGACAUAGAAACACUUAUCAAAGAAACCGACUACAAUGGAUUCCCCGUGGUCGUGUCUCGAGAAUCUGAACGUCUGAUUGGAUUUGUCUUGAGGAGGGAUCUCAUUCUUGCAAUAAAAAAUGCAAGGAAGAGGCAAGAUGGAGUGGUGAGCAAUUCAAUUGUGUAUUUAACUGAAGAUCCCCCACAGCUGCCUCCCAAUAGCCCCUGUCCACUGAAACUGCGCAGGAUUCUGAACCUGAGCCCCUUCACAGUGACUGAUCACACGCCCAUGGAGACAGUGGUGGACAUCUUUCGAAAACUUGGCCUUCGACAGUGUCUGGUUACCCACAGUGGGCGGCUCCUUGGUAUCUUAACUAAAAAAGAUGUACUGAGGCACAUGGCUCAAAUGGCAAACCAGGACCCUGAAUCAAUUAUGUUCAAUUAACUUUCAGCCUUAUCUAGAGGGUAAGGGUUAACGAGGACACUGGGCACGACUGAGGUCUUCUGCAGUGACAUCCUUCAAGCGGGCACUGAAUCACAGGAUCAAGAAUAUACUGAUUCAAAAUACAGGUUGCUACAUUUUGUCUUGUUUAAUAAAUAAGCAAUCCACGAUACAGUGAGUUAAACUGAGGAUCGCCUAGGGCAAAUAACCACUGAUUAUCUUCUCCUUUCAGGAGCCUGAAGCAGCAAGCGAAAGGUCAAAUGCCCUUUCUCUUGAAAAGCCAGACAAUUCAGUCCAAGAUGCAUCUUAUAUAAAUGCCCAAAAUUUCCAUCUCUGUUUCUAAAGUUUGUUGACUGGGGAUAACCCAAUAGAAUGAGUAUCAGUAGGUUGCAUGUUGAUACAGUUAUUAACCAAUGAUGUAUCAUGUUGAUCCCCCAAAAUAACACCCUGGGUAUAAAACUAAGAGUCUGUUGGUGACAGAUUCUAGAGUAUAGAAAAUACAUGUAUGGUGCAUUAGUGUUCCCAUGUAAAUGAUGUAACAUUACAUGGUUACACCAACAUCUGUCACAAUAAUUAGAACAUUUAAAAGAACAACAGCCGUGAACAGAACGUCUAAUUCUACAUGUUUGAUCUUUGAUGUGUUUUAUUAAUACAAUACAGUAGGCCUCAAUUCCAAUUAAUUCUGAUAAAGUCAAACACGUCUCUCGGUUUAAAGCCAAUCUCUUUCAUUGUAAUUUAAAAUAACAUGGCUGCAUUCAUGUGAAAUUAGUUCAAGUCCAGUGAUCAAAGUCUUUUUUAUUUUAAGGGCGGCUUUGCAGUGUGUUCUGUUGGUAUUGUUCCUAGCAAAUAGUUCAGAAUGGAAAUGGGUUAUUAACAUUUAAAUUAAAUUAACAGAACAACCAGUUUUGCAAUGACGGAUUAUUUUUUAUCCCAGGAAUAACUGUUCUGAUAAUUUUCACAUUGAAUUGGUUCUGAAACUGCUUAUCUUUUACCUGCAGUUUUUUUGAACUAAAAAGGGAUCUAAAGAGAGAGCAUCAAAAACGAGUGAGCACAUAUCAAUUUAAUGUCAAGAACAUAACUGCUAUAAAUGUA
Callorhinchus milii (elephant shark) is the source of this 3450-nucleotide messenger RNA. RefSeq names its product H(+)/Cl(-) exchange transporter 4. The record is from RefSeq and is a predicted model, not a curated record. The transcript is spliced from 12 exons. Gene Ontology annotation, cellular component: Golgi apparatus; early endosome; membrane. Gene Ontology annotation, molecular function: voltage-gated chloride channel activity. The coding region runs from base 79 to 2361 and encodes 760 amino acids. Gene Ontology annotation, biological process: chloride transport; transmembrane transport. NCBI's taxonomy places the organism in Eukaryota, Metazoa, Chordata, Chondrichthyes, Chimaeriformes, Callorhinchidae.